Molecule: messenger RNA, 2298 nt
Organism: Ilex paraguariensis (yerba mate)
Lineage: Eukaryota; Viridiplantae; Streptophyta; Magnoliopsida; Aquifoliales; Aquifoliaceae
Source: the annotation of a GenBank genome assembly
CAGGGGAUACUACAGGAGACAAAUGGGAACAUGCCCGUAUUUCUUCAAGAUAAAUGUUUGCUCUCUAUGAUGGGUUAUUGUGCACCGGAUCUCAGCAGUGAUGACCAAUUGCUGAAGGUUGGAAAGAUAGACGGUAGUCACUUCAACUCCACUCAUGGGAAUACACAUCCUUGGAGUGGUGAAAAUAUGCUUGGAGAAAACUGUGGACAAUCAAGCUGUAGAUGUCACAAACUUCACGGAUUGUUGGAACAAUAUAGGCUGGCUUCUGUUGAAAAUGGCCACUGGAUUAGACUCAUUUAUGGUUCGAGUGAAUAUCUUGGUGAAAAAAAUGAGUGGAUACCUGAAUUGCAUCACAUACAUUGGGACAGUCAGACAAUAUCCAACAUUGAUCUUCACGUAUGUAAUAGUUUAUGAAACUCCCACAUUUGGUGGUCACCAUUUUUCAUUGGGACUUUGGAGUUCUUCUGAGCAAGUGAAAACUCCUCUCAAGAAACCCAAAUGGGUCAAAGACCUUCAUCAAAAGCAGCCACUACUUGACUUGGAUACCGUAAUCCUGGCUAUUAACUGUGCCACUGCUGCCAGAUUAUUGCUUCAAAGACACGUGCAUCCUGAAAAGUCCAUGUCUCAGUUUCACAUUGUUUGCUUUUUCUUCACCUUCAUAUGGAAACUACUGGCUGUGUCUGUGGCUUCAUUUUCCACUUUAUCCUACAUCACUCUUCAGUUUCUCCAUGUUCUUUUAAGUUGGGGAUCACAAUCAUCUGUAUACACCACAUUAGCAAAAGUAUUCAGCAAUACUGGGAGUAUUAUGCAAAUCCGCUGUUCGCAAAUCUUAUAUUGGCCAAUCUCCCUUCAAGAUAACGGUUUCAGGUCUCAAUCAUGCGUCGAAUAUGCAGAGAAAGCUGCUUCACAAAAGCAUUCCAUGUGGUUAAGUAUAGCAGUUGAUGUUAUUUUGGGCAACUUGCUUGGCAUUGCGAUGUUGUUUCAUGCUGAAUCUACUUGCUUAUGGGUUUUGAAUUUUGCAAAAGACAUUACGAACUAUUUGUUACGCUCUGGUUGUGUGUGGUUGAUGGGAAUCCCUGCGGGUUUCAAGUUAAACACUGAGCUGGCAGGAGUUCUUGGCAUGAUUUCUCUCAAUGCAAUUCAAUUUUGGUCGACACUUUGGUUCUUUGUGGAUUUUCUCUUUAUCUAUUUUAUUAAGGGACUUGCGAUAUCCGGGGUUCUUUUUGGUAUGACUACCCCUGCUGCUCUGCUCAUAGACAUAAUUUCACUAGCAACCGUGCACGUGUCAACUCUUCAUUGCUCAAUCUCACUACUCUAUUCAUGGCAGUUACAUGCUAUAGCAGCCUUGUGGCGCCUUUUCAGGGGUCAGAAGUGGAAUCCUCUACGUCAGAGGUUGGAUAGUUAUGAGCACACAGUGGAACAACAUAUUGUUGGCUCUCUUCUGUUCACACCGUUGUUACUUCUUCUACCUACCACUUCUGCUUUCUACAUUUUCUUCACCAUCAUGAACACAACCGUUAUCUUUGUCUGCAUACUUGUUGAGGUCACAAUAUCUUUUGUUCAUACUACGCCUUACACCAAACUCUUCCUGUGGUUAGUGAAGCCGAGAAGAUUUCCAUCUGGAAUAUGGUUUGAAAUUUUAUCUGGUCAAAGUAAUGUUAUUGACGCUUCAGAGACUAGAUUUGAUGAUGAAAUUGGUUGUGUGUCCGAGAAAUCAAGUGAAGGAGUUGACAUAGGCCAGAGUAAAUCCACUAUAUUGGUUUCAUUGCUCCACGGCAACUAUUUGAAUAUGGGACAAAUAGUUUGGCCUCAUUGUAGAUAUGUUUACUCUGCGGUUUCUAGGUCAUCUAUCGCUUCAUCAGUUUAUGGAGUUCUCACUGGAAAGAGUAUACCAUCUGCUAUGGGGACCCGUCUCCCUUCGAAAAUGCCAUGGAUGUGCAUCCCCUGCAAGGAAUAUUGGCGCCUUUGCCAUGAUGCAGUUCUUGCGUGCAAGACAGAUUGUACAUGUCAUGCACGUCAAUGAUCCAGCAACACUUUCAAUGACCUAAGCUGACUUUGAUAUUCUUGUAUGGUUGAGUCGUUAAUUCUUUUUUCUUAUCACGCUAGGUAUUCAGGGCUACCACUGAGUGCUGGCCAUCUCGAAUCAAUUUUGGUAGGGCUGUUCUAAGCAUGAAAAUACCCAAAGUUGUAGGGUAGAUAAUGGUUUGACUUGUGCAUAUCUGAUGCAAAUUCUUUCCCACUUUCUCUGCCUCUCUUAACUUCUGCACAUUAUAGUUUGUGUUGCGUGGAUGCGUCUCG